UCACUGAAUGCACUGAUAGAAGAAACACCCCUUGCAACAGAAUGUCGCUACUACUGUGGCUACAAUGAGGAAAUUUACUGCUGUGACGAUGGCACCAGGCCUCUGCCUCAAGAUCACUAUGACCAUCCAGGAACUUGUGUAAAUAUGGAAGAACACAUCUGCAAGAAAGAUGGCAUCUACCAAAGUGAUAAGAGUGAGAAACCCACGAUCAAGAAAUUGUUCACGGGCUCGCCAGUGGACACGCCCUCCUGCGCCUCCGACGGCUACUGCGCCGAGGACGAGAAGUGCUGCCCGACGCCCUGCGCCAAGAAGCACCUGUGCCUCAAGUACGCUUAUACCAGCUGCCGCUACUACUGCUUCUGGGCCAACGAGACUUACUGUUGUGACGAUGGUAGUUUGGAAGAACCCAGGAACCAUGACAACCACGAAGGUUCCUGCCCCAAGAUAGAGGAAGAAGAUUGCGACGGAGACAAGGAAGUUCCGAUCAAGUCUGGGAAUAACGGCGACAACCAGAAGGCCGCCGCCUGCGCCUCCGACGGGUACUGCGCGAGCGACGAGAAGUGCUGCCCGAGCAAGUGUGCGCAGCGCCACGUCUGCCUCAAGGCCAACCGCAUUGUGGAGGAGAUCGACGAGAACGGAGAAGGAGCGCAGGAACUCGAAUUUUAAGUUUCAAGUGCAACUGAUGGACGCCAUGUUCAGGGAGGAGGAGGACGGGGAGAAGGAGCAGGAGAAGGGCAAGGUGGAGGAGGAGGAAGUGGAGGAGGAGGAAGUGGAGGAGGACGUGGAGCUGGAUGAGGAGGAAGAGGAAAAAUAGAGAAUUACACACACACACACACACACACACACACACACACACACACACACACACACACACACACACACACACACACACACACACACAUACACAUACACAUACACACA
This is a messenger RNA of Penaeus indicus, 921 nucleotides long. RefSeq lists its product as uncharacterized. The record is from RefSeq and is a predicted model, not a curated record. NCBI's taxonomy places the organism in Eukaryota, Metazoa, Arthropoda, Malacostraca, Decapoda, Penaeidae. Gene Ontology annotation, cellular component: extracellular region. Gene Ontology annotation, molecular function: peptidase inhibitor activity. The transcript has 6 exons. The coding region runs from base 145 to 666 and encodes 173 amino acids.